CCAAGAACUCAGUUUGUCCAGUGUGAAACCACACAUAGACCUUCACAAGUGCUGUAUGAUGAUGCACUCAGUUUACAUUUUACAGAUCAUAAUCACACUUCAGCUGUUAUAUUCCACAACCCGCACAUUUUCAGCGAUAUAAAAAGCCACCUUCCUCAUCUCUUAGUUUCAAACGUUGUUGUCGUCUGUCUGUGAGCAAGUGACCUUUCUGAUCUUGUCCUCUCAUCAUUGAGCUCCGGAAAAAUAAAGUUAAUAGACAAGUAUCUGUUCUUUACUAGAUUAUCUGAGGGAUUUGACUAAAUCAAGAUGCUGCUGAUCAUUGAAGCUCUUCUCAUUUUAGCUGUUUUAGGACAGGAUCACAGAGCUGCUGCAGGAAAGAUAUUUCCACUGGAUAUGGCACUGAAUUCUGUUGAUGAUCAAUAUGAGGGUUGUAAAGAGAACAUGACAGACCAGGUGAAGACAAAAUAUCUGAAGAAGGAAAUCAAUGACUGUCCUGAAUUUAGGGAUACUUGGCACGAUGGUGAAAAGAAAGCCAAGAAACCACAGGAUAAUUUGAAACAGAAUCAUUCAGUCGCCAUUUAUGUGUACACUAACAACAAUUCGCAUGUAUUUCGUAAUUUCAACAAUGCUGUUCGUAGUGAGAAACAAGAAUACAAAAAACAGACAUUCAAAUGGUAUUCACUUCACUUUCUGUUAACAGAAGCAGUACAGAUUCUGAAGAACACACGAAACAAAUGCUAUUCAACUUACCGUGGUACAACUGCUGAGUUUGAUAAGAAAGUUCUGAACACAGAGGUUCGUUUUGGUUCAUUUACAUCCUCCUCUCUUGAUCGUAAAGUAGCAAUUGAUUUUGGACCUAAAUCUUGUUUUGAAAUCGAAACUUGUGAAGGUGCUGAUGUGAUCAAAUACUCCAAGUAUCCUGACCAGAAAGAGGUACUGAUUCCUCCAUAUGAGAAAUUUACAGUUGUUGAUGUCAAGACAAAAGGUCAGGAAGGUGCCUGGUGUGACACUGUGUUUAAGUUAAAAAGCUCUGGGAAAAUAAGUUACCUGAACUGUGGUGCUGAUGCAAAACUGGUACAAGACAGGGCCAAACUUUAAAUCUUCACUCAUUGUGUCUCAUCAAGUCAAAAGUUGCUUCCUUUAUAAUGUUUGAAAGCUUCAUUAAUUCAAAAUUCAAAAUUAUUUACUUGUGUUGCUUUAACAUACAUUGAAGAAGUCAUUCAAAUAAUUUAACAGAAAGAUAAAUGUUGAUUAAUAACAUCAAAAUAUAUAUAUAUAUAUCUAUCUAUCUAUCAAGAAAUUAUGAUGCAAAUGAACCUUUGUUUAGAGCACCCUUUUGAGUCACAAUAAUUUCAUUUAUAUUUCUUUUGUUUAAUUAAGGUUACUGCAUCUUAACUUUUAUAGAGUCAGAACUGCUCAAAGUGAUACGGAGUGUCAAGCUUUAUUUGCAUGUCUUUUUCAGCAAUAUAAAAAGCCACCUUCCUCAUCUCUUAGUUUCAAACAUCAUUGUCGUCUGUCUGUAAUCAUCUUUACAAGUUUAAAGUAAAUGUUUAGAGUAAAUGAAAUGUUAUUUGUUUUCAUCUAUUUUCACAGUUUUCACAUGUAACUAUGUUGUGUAAGGGGAAAGUGAUAGGCAAAAGCUUGUUAAUAGGCAUUAUUUUAACUACAUGUUAAUAAUUAUGUACCAGCUAAAAGGGUUCCCUGUAUAGUUUUACAGCAUUAGUUGAGUUUAUUUUUCUUGAGAAAAAUUAACAUGUACUGUACCUGAUAUAUAUCCACAUAAAUUGGUAUUGAAAUCGCAAACAAAUUUGUCAAUGCUCAGCCUGUUUUGAGUUGUUUUUAAAUAUGUUUUUCUGUUCUGUUCAUGCCUGAGUUUCUUGGUUGGUUUUCCAGUUUCUUUGUUCCCUGCAUGUUUGUUUCCUAGGUUACUGAUUGAUUAGAGUAUUCUGAUCAGGUGUGUCUAGUUAGUCUCUCCCUUUGUUUGCUCGGUGUAUUUAAGCCCUCAGUUUCAGGCCUUGUCCACACGUACAUGGGUAUUUUUAUAAACUGAGUUCUUCCUGCUUUGGUUUUAAAAAAAAAAAAAAAAAAAAAAAAAAAAAAAAAAAAAUUAUGUGUCCAUAUGAAACCACAAAAACACGCUAUGAAGCGCUGUCAAGAGCAUGCCAAACCAACAGAUGGCGAUAUAACCCUAACCGUAAAGCCAUGUUGGCCAAUCAGAAGCCUGAGGUUAUUACUGGUUCUGGUUCCAAUCAAAAUCUCCGGUUUUACCGUCUACCAUCUACCAUCUUUUCUAAAAAUCUUCACCCUGGCAGGAGUUUUAAAAAAAAAAAAGGUUCAGUUUUAGUGACUGGAUACGGUGUUUGCGUGUGAACAAACAGCUAAACCACAUAGAAAAAGCUGCGGUUUUGAAAAUACCUGUGUUCGUGUGGACAGGGCCUCAGUUUAUUCCUUGUCUUGCAUUGUUGUGUAUGUGGUUUUCAUUUCUCCCAGUUAUUCUCCUGUUAGUUGUGUUGAUUAUCAGAUUAAAUUCUGUCUGAGCA
Messenger RNA from Ctenopharyngodon idella (grass carp), 2540 nucleotides. RefSeq names its product ecto-ADP-ribosyltransferase 5-like. NCBI's taxonomy places the organism in Eukaryota, Metazoa, Chordata, Actinopteri, Cypriniformes, Xenocyprididae. Gene Ontology annotation, molecular function: NAD+-protein-arginine ADP-ribosyltransferase activity; NAD+ poly-ADP-ribosyltransferase activity. The coding region runs from base 307 to 1098 and encodes 263 amino acids. The transcript is spliced from 3 exons. The record is from RefSeq and is a predicted model, not a curated record.